Molecule: messenger RNA, 549 nt
Organism: Phycomyces blakesleeanus NRRL 1555(-)
Lineage: Eukaryota; Fungi; Mucoromycota; Mucoromycetes; Mucorales; Phycomycetaceae
Exons: 3
Coding region: 1-324 (107 amino acids)
Biological process (GO): DNA-templated transcription; termination of RNA polymerase III transcription
Cellular component (GO): RNA polymerase III complex
Molecular function (GO): zinc ion binding; nucleic acid binding; DNA-directed RNA polymerase activity
Source: RefSeq, a predicted model, not a curated record
AUGUUGUUCUGUCCUAAUUGUUCAAAUCUUCUCCUGAUCGAGAACGAAGGAGGACAGAUGUUCUUCUGUCAAUCAUGCCCAUACCAAUAUGCAAUUCAGAGUAGACACACAACACGCAAACUUUUACAUAGAAAAGAGGUUGAUGAUGUUCUCGGAGGAGCAAAGGCAUGGGAGAAUGUCGACUCUACAGAAGUCACUUGUCCAAAGUGUGAACACACCAAGGCAUAUUUCAUGGUGAUCCAGAUUCGUUCAGCUGAUGAACCCUCGUCUAUUUUCUACAAGUGCUGUAACGACGAGUGUCAGCACCAGUGGCGUGAAGGAUAAGACCUAUAAAACCCUUCCUUUUCAUGUCAAUUUCUUUAUUUGCCCUAUUCAUUCGAUAUUACAUUCAUAUGUGUCACUUACACUUUUACAUCCUAUACAUAUAUAUGCCUUUAAUAAUACCUUAAAGGCUAAUUUAAAUGGGUUACCCGAAAUACAUUCUGUCAACUUUAACCAUAUAUACACACACACAUCCCGUAUUAUUAUUAAUAAUAUUAUUAUUUUUCU